Molecule: messenger RNA, 816 nt
Organism: Myotis daubentonii (Daubenton's bat)
Lineage: Eukaryota; Metazoa; Chordata; Mammalia; Chiroptera; Vespertilionidae
Product: phosphofurin acidic cluster sorting protein 2-like
Exons: 1
Coding region: 1-816 (271 amino acids)
Source: RefSeq, a predicted model, not a curated record
AUGAACAUCUUUGCUACCUGGGAGGUGGACUGCUCCAGCCCCACCUGUGUGCCUCGGCAGUGCAGCCUCGCCUUAAACAAGCUGCUGAUCUACAGGGAGCUGGAGAAGGAGGUCAGGGGUGUGGUCAUCAGUGUGAAGAUCCAGGGCUGCAAGACCAUCUUGAGGUCGGAUGAGAUCCUGCUGCCCCCCAGUGGUCAAGUGCAGACCGACCUGGCGCUGACCUUCUCCCUGCAGUACCCCCACUCCCUCAAGAGGAAAGGCAGCACCUUGCAGGUCCUCCUGCAGCAGAAGCAGCGCCUCAGCACCCAGGCCCUCAUGGGGUAUAAGACACUCGCCAUGGGCACCAUCAACAUGGCUGAGUUGAUGCUGCGACCCCUCCAGGGCGGCCAGAUGCUGAGCCUCCAUAGCACCAUCACGGAGACAUCUGCCCAUGUGGCUGAGGUCAGCAUCUCCUCCUUGUCCAGCCAGCCCAUGGAAGUGGAGGACAGCACCCGGCAGGCUGGCCCCAAUGCCAAGUCCAGCUUUAGUUACUCUGACCAUCAGGCUAGCCGUGAUCCCAGGCUCUGGCAGGACCAAGAGGAGGAGGAUUUUGACUUUGGGGAGUCCAAAAAGCAGCUCCAAGGAGGAGGAAGUGUGCCACCCAUGACAAGGGAACAAUAUGCCAUCAAGAAGGUUGGGGCGUGGCUGCGUAGGGAGAAACUGUGGGAGGAAGAACUGAGCCUGGAGCAGGAGUCUUGGGGGAAUGUCACCGAGGAGGACGAUGACCUCAAUGUGCUGUGUGAUUCGGUUGAGAACAUUAGCGACAGUAGAUCAUGA